This is a messenger RNA of Actinia tenebrosa (Australian red waratah sea anemone), 1029 nucleotides long. Its product is annotated as trace amine-associated receptor 365-like. Gene Ontology annotation, cellular component: membrane. Gene Ontology annotation, biological process: G protein-coupled receptor signaling pathway. NCBI's taxonomy places the organism in Eukaryota, Metazoa, Cnidaria, Anthozoa, Actiniaria, Actiniidae. The record is from RefSeq and is a predicted model, not a curated record. Gene Ontology annotation, molecular function: G protein-coupled receptor activity.
AUGGCAGGAAAUAUUUCAAUAAAUAUUUCCACACUCAAAAAAUGUUGUAUUCAUGUUGGACCAAUACUUUGGGGCUCUUCGUCCUUUAACGAAGCAGCCAAAGUAUCAACAAUCCUGGCCAUAACGCUGAACGUCUUGACGAUGCCUAUGACUUUGUUUCUCAACGCUCUGAUUAUUUUCGUUGUUUGGAAGAAUCCAUCUCUUCAGGUUGAGCGUGUGAUAGUCCUGGCUUAUUUAGCCUUGACUGACUUUCUUGUUGGACUGAUUUGCCAACCGUUUCUCAUCGCCAGAGAAAUACUUCAGUUAAAAAGCAUUGAAGGGAACUGUGGUUUAGAAACUGUGUUUUUUCUAGCAAUCGGUCUUUUAAAAGGAGCAGAGUUUUACCAAAUUGCAGUUAUUUCAUACGAGAGAUACGUGGCCAUCAUCCAUCCAUACCUGUACCCAACACGAAUCACAGUCAAGAGACUCAUUUUUGCAACCAUCGGACUUUGGACUCUUAACACUGUUGUAGUUUUGCUAUCCUUCUUAACGUUAGCUUUGGGUGUUUCCUUAUAUCUUGGUGCCCUAAGUACCAUCCUUAAGAUUUUUAUUUCUAUCUGCAUGGUUUACUGGUAUGCUAAAAUCUUUACUGUAUUAAGAAGGCAAAAACGACUGAUAGGUCAACAGAAUCCAAAUGUCAACAUGAAUAAUCCCCACUUCCAGCGAAGACACAAAGGAGCAAUGACAGCUGUUCUUCUUCCUGUCUGCUUAUUAUUUUCUCUUAUUCCGGUAUUUGUUGUAAUGAUUUCAAGACGGGUAUUCGGGCAUACUUUCCAGCAAAGCCUUGCAUGGCUAAUCGUGCAGCAAUGGGCAGAAACUGUUGCAAUUCUCACGGCGCUCCUAAAUACGAUAAUCUACGGCCUUGCUACAAGAGGAGUGAGAGAGAAAUCUUGGGAGGCUUUGUGCUUUCGGCGCGACAGUGAUGAAGUUAUCUCUCAAAAUGCUUUUGUACUGAACCCCCUACACAUUCUUCGACAUAUGAACUCAUGA